Saprolegnia parasitica CBS 223.65 is the source of this 2166-nucleotide messenger RNA. RefSeq names its product AGC protein kinase. NCBI's taxonomy places the organism in Eukaryota, Oomycota, Saprolegniomycetes, Saprolegniales, Saprolegniaceae. Gene Ontology annotation, molecular function: protein serine/threonine kinase activity; ATP binding. The transcript has 10 exons. The coding region runs from base 42 to 2099 and encodes 685 amino acids. Gene Ontology annotation, biological process: protein phosphorylation. The record is from RefSeq and is a predicted model, not a curated record.
CAGCCUCUGAUCUGUGACCUUGCUCCUGGCGGCGACGAGCAAUGCUGCGCGAACGCGAGAUGGAGCUGGCUCUGCAGCAGAUCGUCUACGAAGAGCAGGCCAAGAUGAAGGCAUUGGGCUUUGUGGAAGCGUUCAUUGGCACGAACGAAGCAAAAUGCAGCAUCUUUCUCUCGUCGCAGUGGGAGCGCGUCGGGCGCCUCCUUCUCAUCAUCGUGAGCGGCAACGGGAUCCAGCCUGGCAUCUGGAGCCGCUCGUUGGUCAUGGAGCCGCAUGAUACGAGCCGCCAGUACUACCGGUCUGGCUCCAUGCUACCGUACUUGCACAAGGCCAUCUCGCUCGGGUACGGCGUCAUUGUGACCAACCCGAGCACGAACAUGGUCAUUACCAACCAAAACGAAAAGAUCCCGAUCCCGGGCUCGAGCAACCCGGAGGAGCACGUGCGCUACGUCUGGGAGGCUUUUGGCGCCCAAGCUCGCUGCCACCAAGUGUACAUCGCUGCCUAUGGCCGCGGCGGCGCGUUGGCCAAGCAUCUCUUGACGACCCAGCCGUCCAUGCGCCACAAGCUCGCGGCGAUUGCCUUUAUCGAAUCGAGCCAUCGGGUCGGCGGUGACGACCCCGACGACGUCCGCGCCAUCAUUAGCACCCGCGCGAUCAACUGGCAGCGCUCGAAAGAAGACCCGGGCCGCCAGCUUGCCGACUGCACGCAGCUCGGGUGCCUGAGCCUCUCGGCGGGCGAGCCCGAGUACGCCCGGCACUCGAACGAGCAACGGAGCACCAACACUGCGUGGACGAUCGGUGCGAGCAUGGAAACGGUGUUUGCAUUCUUCGACAGCGCGCGUGGGUACGACCUCGCGGACGAGCAGCACUACAUGGAGGCGAUGCAGAACCACGUGCCGCAGCCGCCGCCGCCGGCCGAGCAAGGCUCGCACGAAGACGGCGACAUGGUCAUUGAGACCAUCGUCGACCGCGACUCGCGCGUCACGAGUCGGAGCAUGGUCAUUUCCAAGACGAUGGGCGUCACGGACUUUGAUUUGCUCAGCGUCGUCGGCAAAGGCGCGUACGGCAAGGUGUUUUUAGCCAAGAAGAAGGCCGGGCGCAAUGCAGGCCGCGUGUACGCGAUGAAGGUGCUUCGGAAAGACGAUGUCUUCAAGAAGCAGCAGGUCGAACACACCAAGUCGGAGCAGCGCAUCCUCAAGCACGUCGAGCACCCGUUCGUCGUCCAUCUUCGGUAUGCGUUCCAGUCCGACUACAAGCUGUACUUGGUGAUGGACUAUUACCACGGCGGGUCGCUCUUCGUGCACCUCAAGAAGCUCAAGCACUUUCCCGAGGCGCGCGCGCGCUUUUACGCGGCCGAGCUCGUGCUCGCCAUCACGCAUUUGCACAACUUGCACAUCAUGUACCGCGACCUCAAGCUGGAAAACAUCUUGAUGGACGCGGACGGGCACAUUGCGAUCACGGACUUUGGCUUGUCGAAGGAGGACGACGAGGGCUCGACCUUUGUGGGCACGCCCGAGUACCUCGCGCCGGAGCUCUUGAGCUCCCAGCGCACGGCCACGUCGUACGGCAAGUCGGUCGACUGGUGGAGCUACGGCGUCCUCGUCUACGAGAUGAUUCGCGGCCAAACGCCGUUCUACGACAAGAACCGCCGGACCAUGUUUCAAAACAUUUUGACGCGCGACCCGGACUUUUCGCCCGAGCUCUUUUCGCCGAUCGCGACCCACUUUCUACAAAGCCUCCUCGUCAAGGACCCGACGCGGCGUCUCGGCUGCGGCCGCAACAGCGGUCCCAUGGACAUUAUGCAGCACGAGUGGUUCCGCGGCAUCGACUGGCAGGCGCUGUACGACCGGCGCUCCGAGCCGCCGUUCCGCCCGCACAUUGCGCAGACCCAAGACGCGCUGCGGUAUGUACCGCCAGGCUUUCUGCAGCAAGAGGUCGCCGACUCGCCAGUCGUCACGUCGAUGCUCGACAGCAACGCGCCGGGCCGCCACACGAUGCACUUUGAAGACUUUAGCUACAUGGGCAGCGACAUUAUGGGCUCGCGGCGGACAUCGCUCUUCCGCGAAAGCGACUUCCGCAUGGACCUGGACGACGACAUGUGACCGCGCUGCUGGACUCGACACUGCCAGUAGUGAAAGCCGUUAAGAUGAAUGCACGUCACGGCUCGGG